Messenger RNA from Salvia miltiorrhiza (redroot sage), 1920 nucleotides. RefSeq lists its product as uncharacterized. The transcript has 16 exons. Gene Ontology annotation, molecular function: DNA binding; 5'-flap endonuclease activity. Gene Ontology annotation, biological process: DNA replication, Okazaki fragment processing. The coding region runs from base 404 to 1729 and encodes 441 amino acids. Lineage: Eukaryota; Viridiplantae; Streptophyta; Magnoliopsida; Lamiales; Lamiaceae. The record is from RefSeq and is a predicted model, not a curated record.
GUUUGGAUGCUCUUAUAUUUUGAUGUUCAUUUUGUAAACAAAAUUAAGAUAAUUUUGUCAGAAAAUAAGAACAGACCGGCGCAGUCCAUCUUUUCUCCUCACCCUCCUCACCUCCCCGCCGAUAGCCACCGCCUGUACCCGUUUAUUUUCCCUUUCUGACUAAUCCAGUCGGCGUGCCGCAGCCACCCUUACUCUCCUCAGGUCGCUGCUGAGUGACUGCGGGCCGCGUCCAAAGCCACCUCUCUACAACUACCUGGCUGGGGGCUGGAGCCCCCUCCAAGCCCUGGGUUCUUACUUAGAUAGUUUGGAAAAGCAGCUAAUUUUGAUUGAAGUUUGACGCAAAUGUCCGCUACUCUUUCUGUGCCGUAUCCCUCAAAAUGCUUAGAUAAAUAGGCUAGUUUUCAUGGCUUGCUUUCAAAUUCCGCACCAACAACUUCAUAUUUUCUGGAGGACGUCUUAUUGCUGCGGGAGGAGUCUCUCUGUGAAACAGAAGUUAGGCCACAAAUUGACGUCUAGUGGAGAUUCAGGAAGGUCAUAUUCACGCCUUCUUUUUAAAAAGGACUCAUGCAAAGUGAGACCUAGUUUGAGUUCUGGAUUUUGUAAAGUUCUGCAACCUAUCUGUUUGAGAGGUGUCAGUACAGCUGCUCAAAACGCAACGCUUAGCCAAAGUACACUUCUUGAUACUGCUCCACGUGAAGAUGGUUCCACCGCCGCCCUAAAUCCAUCAAAUGGCAGAGUAAUGCUCAUUGAUGGCACUUCAAUCAUGUAUAGAGCGUAUUACAAGCUUAUUGCGAAAUUGCACCAUGGUCAUCUAUCUCAUGCUGAUGGCAAUGGAGAUUGGGUCCUAACCAUUUUCAGUGCGUUGUCUCUGAUAAUUGAUGUAUUGGAAUAUAUCCCUUCACAUGUAGCGGUGGUUUUUGACCAUGACGGGGUUCCUUAUGGUCAUGCGUCUCUUUCGUCCAAACAAAGUUUUGUUGGAAAAGGCAUAAAUUUUCGUCACACCCUAUACCCGUCUUACAAAAGCAAUCGGCCUCCAACCCCUGAUACUGUUGUCCAGGGGCUUCAGUAUUUGAAAGCGUCCCUCAAGGCUAUGUCUAUCAAAGUGAUUGAGCAGGUUCCAGGUGUUGAAGCUGAUGAUGUAAUUGGGACACUGGCCGUUAAAAGCGUCAAUGCUGGGUUCAAGGUACGAGUUGUCUCCCCAGACAAAGAUUUUUUCCAGAUACUGUCUCCUUCAUUGCGCCUGUUGCGAAUUGCUCCUCGUGGCUUUCAGAUGUCCUCUUUUGGGAUGGAAGACUUUGCUAAGAAGUAUGGGACACUGGAGCCAUCUCAGUUUGUUGAUGUAAUUUCACUCGUGGGAGACAAAUCUGAUAACAUACCAGGAGUUGAAGGUAUUGGAGACGUUCAUGCUAUUCGACUUAUUACAAAGUUUGGUUCAUUGGAAAACUUAUUGCAGUGUGUUAACGAAGUUGAGGAGGAGCGAAUCAAAAAGGCAUUGAUUGCAAAUGCCGAGCAGGCUAUUCUAAGCAAGAAUCUUGCUAUGUUACGUUCUGACCUUCCAUCCUAUAUGGUCCCAUUUACAACCAAAGAUCUGACUUUUAUCAAACCAGAGGAUGACGGGCAGAAAUUCACAAGCCUCCUGAUUGCCAUUAGUGCUUAUGCAGAAGGAUUUUCUGCAGAUUCUAUUAUUAGACGGGCUGUUAAUUUGUGGAAGAAGCUUGAAAGCCAAUGACCACUAAUCUAAAAGGUAUUUCCCAGCACUUGGAGUAUGUUUGCAGUUUCUUCUGUGGUGGAAGGGAAUUUUGGACACAAAUUCACAGCCAAUUCGACUGUUUUUGAGCAUACUGUAGGUGCUAGCUCUUUGAUUCCGAUAUCUGUUUUCCUCCAAAUGAAUCUCCUAUAUAUAUUUCUUUUUCAUCUUAA